GCCUGCCAGAGGAGUUGCUGGAGACUUCUGGAGCACACCCGAUUGCUGCUGCCACAAGGCCCCAGCCAGCCAGCCACAAUGUACUGCCUGCAGUGGUUGCUACCUGUCCUGCUCAUACCCAAGCCCCUCAACCCAGCAUUGUGGUUCAGUCACUCAAUGUUCAUGGGCUUCUACCUGCUCAGUUUCCUCCUGGAACGGAAACCUUGCACGAUUUGUGCCUUGGUCUUCCUGGCAGCUCUGUUCCUCAUCUGCUACAGCUGCUGGGGGAACUGCUUCUUGUAUCACUGCACAGGAUCCCAGUUGCCGGAAUCAGCUCACGAUCCCAGCAUAGUGGGCACCUAGAAAACAAUAAUCUUCCAGUCUGCUGAGGGCUCUUGUUUUGCUUUUAAAAAGGGGGUGGGCUAGGGAGGAGGGGGGGUGUUAGGCAUGUGACUGGAGUAAAACCAGCCUGUUUCCUGUAACUUUGUGUGGACUAGAGUGGUAAAUUCCUCCCACUCUGCCUGUGAAAUUUGACUUGUUUACUGUGUGAACUCUGGCAGCACCACCUGCUUUUUUAGAAGCAGAAAUCUUUUCUUUUUUUUUUUCCUUCCCGUAUCACCGGGAACAGACACCAGCCCUCCUAACUGAGAACUGGUGGAGGACCCAGCUGCUGGGCUCUGCCCAGCUAUUGUGCAGUGGUGGAGUUGUGUGUCACUUACAUGUCUGCAUUAGGCCAUGGAGGUCUAACUCAGGGCCCUCAGCCCACUGAUUCUGCUCAAGUAGCUACAAGAUUCUCUCCAUCUUUCUCUUUGUGGGGAGCCAGCCUUCCCACCUUGCUGAUCAAGGGCAAGCUCGACAGCUCACAGAUGCACUUGGCCAAAAGCUGCUGGAGCCAGAGGCAGUUGAGUCAUCUCCUCCUGCUCAGCCUGCCAAAGAGAUGCGUGCACUGCCGAAGUGCUUUCUGAACUACUUAUGCUCCAAGAUCAUAGCCUGAAAGCCUCAGUUAUGCUGCUGCUUUUAUAAAGCCUCACAGGUAGUAGAGACUGUCUCUUCACCUCCUCCUAGAUUUCAGGGUUUACUGAGGUAUUGACCGUUGGGAUAAAGAACCAGUUUGCUACAAGAUGUGGGGUUUUGGAAGCCACUGUGAACCUCACCCGACAAAACUCACGCUAGCCCAAAAGGCCAGGUGUGGGCAGGGCAGGAGAGGAUCCCGAGGUGGAGGCA
Messenger RNA from Balearica regulorum gibbericeps (East African grey crowned-crane), 1203 nucleotides. Lineage: Eukaryota; Metazoa; Chordata; Aves; Gruiformes; Gruidae. The record is from RefSeq and is a predicted model, not a curated record.